Molecule: messenger RNA, 833 nt
Organism: Sitodiplosis mosellana (orange wheat blossom midge)
Lineage: Eukaryota; Metazoa; Arthropoda; Insecta; Diptera; Cecidomyiidae
Exons: 3
Coding region: 87-710 (207 amino acids)
Source: RefSeq, a predicted model, not a curated record
CGUCGUGCAAAUCAGUUGCAAUUGCAAUACGAAAGAGUUAAUAAAAUCAUCAGAUUCAGUUGCACGUUCACAAAGCAUACGCUAAGAUGGCUCGUUUAUUGAAUAUUAUAAUUUUGGGUGCGUUUAUAAUAUUUGUCAACGGUGAAUGGCGUCGAACACCAGAAUGUCUAUUCAAAGAGUGGAAGAAGAAAUUGGAGCCGCUGUUACAGGAAUACUACAAACCAAAAAGCAUUACAGACAUCAGAUUCAAUGCUAUAUUUGAAUUCCGUUUUCCCGACGAUAAUGAAUUUGCAGUUUGGCUCAAGUUUAAGAUAGACGGUGUGCCGCAAUUUGCCGUAAUCCAAGGAUUCGUAUAUAAUACAGGAGAAUUGCGAAUUUACACUGUCGACCUUUAUCCUUAUUAUUUCGGUUCGAGUGGCCGAUGGCAGCGAAUACAGAACGAUAAAUUCAAAUCAUUGAAGACAGAAUUUAAACCAUUGCUAAGUGAAUACUAUGCACCCGAAAACACUGACAUCGUAGAAAUUUACUUUGCAUGGGAUUUGGUUGAUUCUGACAACGGUCAAACUGAAAUAUGGACCAAGAUUAAAGUGGGUGGUGUAUUUUAUUUGGCCGAAAUGAAAGCAUUCAGAGAUGAAACGGGAAAAAUAACCGUUAUAUUUGUGAACAGAUACCCUUUUAAGAGAUACCGUUGCCCAAAGAAAUCAUGUUGAGAAAAUAUUAAAUACUUUUGAAUGUAGGCAACAAUUGCUUGGAUAAUCACUUUUUAUUUUAUUUUAAUAGCAACUGUUAGCAAUAAAUGCUCAGAAAUAUUUCGGAAUAAAAAACAUUUUUUU